GCUGCCUAGAUUGCAUCUCUUCAGAAGAUGCCUCCCCGAUGGCCAUUACCUUUCCAGAAUUUGUCUAACCGUAUAGUCACUCAGUACAUAUGAGACGAAUGAAGGGAUGGAAUAAACCGUUCAGGAUCCUCUUUGCAAGCUCAGUGCUUAACCUGACUGAACUGGCUGCUCUUCGGCCUGACCUUGGGAAAUUGAAAAAGAUUCUGUACUUCCACGAGAACCAAUUGGUAUAUCCUGUCAAGAAAUGUCAGGAGAGGGAUUUCCAAUAUGGAUACAACCAAAUUCUCUCAUGCCUGGUGGCGGAUGUGGUGGUAUUCAACUCGCUUUUUAAUAUGGAGUCCUUUCUCACUUCUAUUGGAAAAUUUAUGAAGCUGAUUCCUGAUCACAGACCCAAGGAUCUGGAAAGCAUCAUCAGACCCAAGUGCCAAGUAAUUUACUUUCCCAUCAGGUUUCCUGAUGUGAGCAGAUUCAUGCCCGAGCAUAAAGCAGCCCAUUUGCAGAAGAUGCUCAGCCUUAAAGGAAACGUCGCUGCCACCCGACCCGUGGCCUUUCCCUUCCGGCGGCAGCAGGGAGGCUCUGAGAAUGUGUCGGAUGAUGCUGAGUCACAGUCUGCCCCUUGUGAAGCGGCACAAGAACACCUGGGUAGCUCACUGAUGCAGGAGUCGUACUUGAAAACGCGCAACUCAUCAGAUAAUUCAAGCUCUCGUCUUGGGGACAGUAAACAAAAUCCAUGUGACAUUUUGAGUGGAGUUGGUGAUCAGCAAAGACCAUUGCACAUUGUCUGGCCUCACAGGUGGGAGCAUGAUAAAGAUCCGGAGAGUUUUUUCAAGGUAUUAAUGCAUCUUAAGGACUUGGGACUCGAUUUCCACGUAUCUGUCCUUGGAGAAACCUUCACAGAUGUCCCAGUUUUAGUAUUGCCAGAGCCUUCUUCCACUGGACAGUUGACUGUAAGGCAUUACGUGGACAGAUCUGGUUUAAAAAUUGAUAUAUUCUCAGAGUCCAGAGAGGCGUUGGGAUCGUCUGUUUUACACUGGGGCUACUUACCCAGCAGAGAUGACUAUUUCCACGUACUGUGCACGGCGGACGUUGUCAUCUCGACAGCUAAGCAUGAAUUCUUUGGAGUGGCGAUGUUGGAAGCUGUGUAUUGUGGUUGUUACCCACUGUGUCCCAAAGAUUUGGUUUAUCCCGAAAUAUUUCCAGCUGAAUAUCUGUAUUCUACACCUGAACAGCUUUCAAAAAGGCUCCAGAAUUUCUGCAAGAGACCUGAUAUUAUAAGGAAACAUCUCUAUAAGGGUGAAAUGACUCCUUUUUCUUGGGCAGCCCUACAUGGUAAAUUCAGGUCUCUGCUCACAACAGAACCCAGGGAAGAUUUGUGACAGAUGGGGCUAAGUCACAAACUUGCAGCCUAAGGCAGAAUCUGUAGAACUUUCCAGAGUGUGCCCAUAUUUACCUGAUCAGAGAGAAAAGAAAAUCUGCAGAGGAAGCUGAGCCUGGCUGCUUGUCAUAGCUGACACAGAGCCAUCUGCCACAAACCUGUGGCGGCUUCAGAUCUCCAAUCCCUGCCACCACCCCAACUCAAAUUAAAUACAGAUUCCUAGAGACGUUAUGAUGGUUACACAUGUCCUCGGCAUCACAUGGAGGAGACUGUUCAAAAAAAAAUAUGUGGCCUGUUGUAUAACCGCAUUCAUGUAACCCAUAUGUGGUGCCACAUUGAAUUUCCGGUGGAAUCCGUUUUUAUCCUUUGUACUGGAUGACAUGGUGCCUGAAUUCUUUCUUUUUGCCGCCACGAUGGCAGCCAAACUGCAGCUUCAAACGCUCGCACUUGGCUGGGUUUCUACCUAGGUUGCCAGGUUAUCAGCGGCGCCUUCGUGGGUCCUCCGAGGGCCGCAGGGCC
Messenger RNA from Molossus molossus (Pallas's mastiff bat), 1894 nucleotides. RefSeq names its product glycosyltransferase like domain containing 1 (gene QTMAN). Bases 90 to 1376 code for a protein of 428 amino acids. The transcript is spliced from 10 exons. The record is from RefSeq and is a predicted model, not a curated record. Lineage: Eukaryota; Metazoa; Chordata; Mammalia; Chiroptera; Molossidae. Gene Ontology annotation, molecular function: glycosyltransferase activity.